Ostertagia ostertagi is the source of this 531-nucleotide messenger RNA. The record is from the annotation of a GenBank genome assembly. NCBI's taxonomy places the organism in Eukaryota, Metazoa, Nematoda, Chromadorea, Rhabditida, Trichostrongylidae.
AUGGUUGAUUUCCGGAAAAAAUUAAGCGGAUACCGGAAAAAGAUACUGCAAAAACUACACUUGUCAAAGGAACAAAGAAAAGAGCUUGUAGAAAGACUGAAGAUGUUGAAAAGGAAAACUAUUGAUAAAGUUUUACCGACGGGAGACUCGAUUGAAGAGAUCAAUAUAAUGAGCAAAAUUGCAGGCGCACUCUUCCAGGGAGAUAUGGUCCUUUCGAAGGAGCAACAAGAACAAGUUUUUGCGGACAUUACCGAAACCCGUUCCAAACGGCAAACUAUGUAUGAUAGAAAGUACCCUGGUAGAAGAUGGUCUACAGGGGUUUCCUACUUCUUCGACCAGAGUGUAGAUGCCAAGAUUCAAAGCGUCUUCAAGAAAGCUACACAACAAUGGAUGUCUGAUACAUGUAUCAACUUCAUGCAGUCCAAAUCCGCGGAAGACAGCAUUCGAGUGUUUGCGGAGGACGGAUGUUGGUCCUUCGUUGGUAAACGUGGUGGUGUGCAGAAUCUAUCUCUGGGCCAAGGCUGUGACACG